AGUUAGGUGUUAGAGGGUGUGCUGUGCAUCGUCUGUAUAUUCUGGAAAGUUAUACAUUCUAAUAUUUCAAAAUGCUGGAAAUAUUGUUUAACAUAGAUAAUGGUUAUUUAGAAGGUUUAGUGAGAGGUUUUAAAUGUGGAAUAUUAAAAGUUGCUGAUUAUCACAAUCUUGUGCAAUGCGAAACGUUGGAAGAUCUUAAAGUGCAUUUACAAAGUACGGAUUAUGGAAAUUUUCUUGCUAAUGAGCCAAGUCCGUUGACUGUUAGCAUCAUUGAAGACAAACUUAGAGAAAAAUUGGUUGUAGAGUUUCUGCAUAUAAGAAACCAAGCUGUAGAACCAUUGUCCACUUUCUUGGAUUAUAUUACUUACAGUUACAUGAUUGAUAACAUAAUUCUCUUGAUCACUGGAACUCUUCAUCAACGACCUAUAUCCGAACUUAUUCCAAAAUGUCAUCCAUUAGGAAGUUUUGAUCAAAUGGAAGCUAUUCAUAUUGCUACGACACCUGCUGAAUUGUAUAAUGCUGUUAUUGUUGAUACUCCUUUAGCUCCUUUCUUUGUUGAUUGCAUAUCAGAACAAGACUUGGAUGAAAUGAAUAUAGAAAUAAUUAGAAAUACAUUGUACAAGGCCUAUCUGGAGGCAUUUUACAACUUCUGCAAAGAACUUGGAGGUAUCACUGCUGAAGUAAUGUGUGAAAUACUGGCUUUUGAAGCAGACAGAAGGGCUUUUAUCAUAACCAUCAAUUCAUUUGGAACUGAACUUACCAAAGAUGAUAGAGCUAAACUUUACCCUCAUUGUGGCAAACUAUAUCCUGGUGGUUUACAGGCUUUAGCAAAAACUGAGGAAUAUGAACAAGUCAAAGCAGUUGCUGACUAUUAUGUUGAAUAUCAGAAGUUAUUUGAAGGUGCUGGUACAAACCCUGGUGAAAAAACUCUUGAAGACAAGUUCUUUGAACAUGAAGUGCGUCUGAACAGCAGUGCUUUUCUCCAGCAGUUUCAUUAUGGAGUAUUUUAUGCAUAUGUGAAGCUAAAAGAACAGGAAUGUAGAAAUAUUGUGUGGAUCUCCGAAUGUGUAGCUCAGCGACAUCGGGCAAAAAUAGAUAACUACAUACCAGUUUUCUAGUCACUUGAAUUCAUUAAGUAUUGCCAUAUUUUAGCCAAGGGAAAUUUUUUAUGUCUAAAUAUCAUUCCAGAACUUGUUAAUGUUUGUUAUACAUAGAAAUUGGAUUUAAUAGGCUAUGAUAAUAUAUUUCAGAAAGUAACCUAAUUUAUAUUGUUGCUGGUUGUAUAUUUUGAUUGUGUAUAUAAUGUUUAGUCUAGAGUGUGUCUUGGUGAAAAAUAAGCUUCAUUGUAAUAGAAAUGGAGAAUCUAAAGGUUUUUUUUUUUUUUUUUUUUUUUUUUUAAUGUAUCUCUAAUAAUAAUGUUUUACACCCUUUGUUUUACAUAUUAAGAAAGUUUAAUGCAUUCUAUUCAUAAGUAUGGUGCUAGUUGUAUAUUGAAAAUGUUUAUUUAUAUUGUAAAUGGGUUGAUAUUUUUAAAUUAUAAAUUCUAGCUUCCUUUUUGUAACAUAAAUUUUUUGCGUUUUAGAUAACUUGAUAGUUGAUACCAAAAUGUAAAUUUAGAGUAAUUAUGUGACUAUUAAAAAAUAUAUUAUAAAAAUUAAUGUGUUAAUUUAAUAUGUGACAAGUACUGCAGUGUUGUUUUAAAUGUCCUUGUUAUGUUUCUUGCUUUCUAAAUUUUCCUAAAGAAUAUUAUUAUAAAUGUGCCUCUGUAGUUUGUGAGAAGUAAUGUAGCAUAUAUGCUUGUUAUUUUUAUUUAUUAGGUAUGUAAAACAGCAGGUUUUUCAGCUCUAAUUCAUUACUUGGUAACGUACUUUUCUUAUUGAACUUCUGUAUGGUAAAGGAAAAAAAAAAAAGUGCUGAGUUAUUUCUUUCCAUAUGGGGACCAUCAAAGCCUCAAAAUAUCAUUGGAUUUGCACAUUAAUUAUCAAGACUCUAUGAAGCAAUAAUUAUAGCCUUUAACAGCAAAAAUCACAUUAUCUGAAUCUUGUUUGGCAAGCAUAUAAUGUAUUGAUUUUAAGUUGUGUAUAAUUGUGUUCCUGCACAACAUAUAAGUUGGAUUAAUGUAACCAAAGAUGACUUUGAAUCUUGUAAAUAAAUCUGCAUAUUGUGAUGAUAAAUGUUUUGGAAUUAUUAUGAAUAAAAAUUGUGUGCAUGUGUUGCCAAAACUUUAAA
Messenger RNA from Stegodyphus dumicola, 2229 nucleotides. RefSeq names its product V-type proton ATPase subunit VhaAC39-1 (gene VhaAC39-1). Gene Ontology annotation, cellular component: proton-transporting V-type ATPase, V0 domain. Gene Ontology annotation, biological process: proton transmembrane transport. The record is from RefSeq and is a predicted model, not a curated record. Gene Ontology annotation, molecular function: proton-transporting ATPase activity, rotational mechanism. NCBI's taxonomy places the organism in Eukaryota, Metazoa, Arthropoda, Arachnida, Araneae, Eresidae.